UCCGCCAUCUUUUUGUUCUAUUCUUGAAAGUGGGAAUAACAUCCACAAAACGCAAGGUGGCGCUGCAGGCUUAAAAAGAGGGGGAAAUAUUCGCACAAAGGAUGUUAGACUCCAGUUUUCAGAGGAAAGCUGGCCAGACAAGAAAAGUAGAAGAAAGGAAACCGUGGUGUUGGAGUUGGGGAAAAGUAGGACCCCUCCCCACAAACAUACCAACUCAUUUCUAAGGAUUCGGUUUCUGCCAUUUCUGAGAACUGCUUGAGGCCGAGUGAACGUGGUUUUGAAAGAUUGUUUAAACGAAGAAUGGAGGCCAGAGUGAUGCCUGAAGUGCAGAAAAGGCAAGUGUUUUUUCUUUGUGUAUUUCUGGGAAUGUCUUGGGCUGGCACAGAACCGCUUCGGUAUUUUGUGGCGGAGGAAACGGAGAGAGAGACCUUUCUGGCCAACCUAGCAAAUGAUCUGGGGUUGGGGGUGGGGGAACUGUCAGCUCGGGGAUCUAGAGUCAUUUCAGAUGAGAACAUACGAUUUUUACUAUUCAAGCCGCUUACUGGUGAUUUACUUCUAAAUGAGAAAUUAGACCGAGAGGAACUGUGUGGGCCCAGAGAGCCGUGUGUGCUACCUUUCCAGUUGUUACUUGAAAAGCCUUUUCAGAUUUUCCAUGCUGAACUAUGGGUCAGAGACAUCAACGAUCAUUCUCCAGUAUUUCUAGAUAGAGAGACUACCUUGAAAAUAUUAGAAAGUACCACUCCAGGGGCAACAUUUCUCCUAGAAAGUGCACAGGAUUCAGAUGUUGGAAUCAACAACCUGAGAAACUACACCAUCAGCUCCAAUGCCUAUUUCCAUAUUAAUGUCCGUGAUAGUGGGGAGGGGAAUGUUUAUCCUGAAUUGGUCCUGGAUGCAGUGCUGGAUCGUGAAAAGGUUUCUGAGCUCAAUUUAACCCUCACAGCCUUGGAUGGCGGGUCUCCGCCCAGAUCCGGGACUGCCCUCAUACGCAUCCUGGUUUUGGACAUAAAUGAUAACAUCCCUGAAUUUGUACAGUCCCUCUACAAGGUGCAGGUGCCUGAAGACAGCCCUGUUGGCUCCCUGGUUGUCGCUGUGUCAGCUAGAGAUUUAGAUACCGGAACUAAUGGAGAAAUAGUCUAUGCAUUUUUUUAUGCCACUGAAGUAAUUCUCAAAACAUUUCGAAUCAAUUCAACAUCUGGCAAGCUUUAUCUUAAAGCCGAAUUGAACUACGAAGCAAUACAAACUUAUACAUUAACUAUUCAGGCCAAAGAUGGCGGAGGGCUUUCUGGAAAAUGUACAGUGGUGGUCCAUGUAACAGAUAUAAAUGAUAAUCCACCGGAACUGCUUAUGUCAUCACUUACUAGCCCAAUUGCAGAAAACUCACCUGAGACAGUAGUAGCUGUUUUUAGGAUUAGAGACAGAGAUUCAGGGAACAAUGCAAAGAUGGUGUGCUCCAUCCAAGACCAUCUCCCCUUCGUCCUGAAGCCUUCAGUACAGAAUUUCUACACCCUGGUAACAGAGAGACCCCUGGACAGAGAGAGCCAGGCCGAGUACAACAUCACCAUCACCGUCACCGACUUGGGGACCCCCAGGCUGAAAACGCAGCACAACAUAACCGUGACGGUCUCCGACGUCAACGACAACGCCCCCGCCUUCAGCCAAACCACCUACACCCUGCGCGUCCGCGAAAACAACAGCCCCGCCCUGCACAUCGGCAGCGUGAGCGCCACGGACAGGGACUCGGGCGCCAACGCCCAGGUCACCUACUCGCUGCUGCCGCCCGCGGACCCGCAGCUGCCCCUGGCCUCCCUGGUGUCCAUCAACGCGGACAACGGGCAGCUGUUCGCGCUCAGGUCCCUGGAUUACGAGGCGCUGCAGGCGUUCGAGUUCGGCGUGCGCGCGGCCGACCGCGGCUCGCCCGCGCUCAGCAGCCAGGCGCGGGUGCGCGUGCUGGUGCUGGACGACAACGACAACGCGCCCUUCGUGCUGUACCCGCCGCAGAACGGCUCUGCGCCCUGCACCGAGCUGGUGCCCAGGGCGGCCGAGGCGGGCUACCUGGUGACCAAGGUGGUGGCGGUGGACGGCGACUCGGGCCAGAACGCCUGGCUGUCGUACCAGCUGCUCAAGGCCACGGAGCCCGGGCUGUUCGGCGUGUGGGCGCACAACGGCGAGGUGCGCACGGCCCGGCUGCUGAGCGAGCGCGACGCCGUCAAGCACAGGCUGGUGGUGCUGGUCAGGGACAAUGGCGAGCCGCCGCGCUCGGCCAGCGUCACGCUGCACGUGCUGCUGGUGGACGGCUUCUCGCAGCCCUACCUGCCGCUCCCGGAGGUGGCGGCGGCCGAGGCGCGGGCCGACCCGCUCACCGUCUACUUGGUCGUCGCCUUGGCGUCCGUGUCGUCGCUCUUCCUGUUCUCGGUGCUGGUGUUCGUGGCGGUGCGGCUGUGCAGGCGGAGCCGGGCGGCGUCUGCGGGUCGCUGCUCGGGGCCUGAGGGCCACUUUCCGGGCCACCUGGUGGACGUCAGCGGCGCGGGGACGCUGUCCCAGAGCUACCAGUAUGAGGUGUGUCUGCGGGGAGGUUCGGGGACCAGCGAGUUCAAGUUCCUCAAGCCCAUUAUCCCUAAUCUGCAGUUUCAAAGUACAAGAAAGGAAGUGGAAGGAUAUCCCUCAUUUCAGAAUGAUUUGGGUUUCUGAUAAGGGAUGGAACAUAAAUGUCCAUAUUGUGUCUGUAAAUAUUUUUCUAUUAUGAAAUUCGUCCUGAGUUACCUGUAGAGGAGUGCUUUAAUAUUAUUUAAAGUCAGGGUAAAUUUCUUUACAGAGAAACGGAUCCAGCUUUAGCCCUAGGAAACUUCCACAAAGCAUGUAAUGUAUAUGUGUUAUAUUUUAUCUCAAACAAUUGUGCAUUUUUUGCAGCCUAUUACGUGAUUAAUCUUGUUUAUGAUGUUUUAAGUUGAUUUUGUCUUUACAAUUUUGCUACUCUUAUUUUCUGAGUUGGAGUGUUGUAGUAUACCUACUCUUAGUUUUAGAAGUAUAGAUAGUAUCUUUUAAAGCUUUUUAAAAAACGCUUACUAUGCAUCAUACACAAUUUUAACACUUUUAAUAUUAGAAGUAAAUCUGUAAGGUGUUUUAGAAAUGAGCAAAUAGAUAUUCAUAGAGGCCCAGCGAGUUCACUAGGGUCAGCAACUAAUAAACGGUAGAGCUGAGCAUCUCUCCUAGAUGUGUCUGACUCUGGGAUCUUGCUAUGAUGCUAUACUGCUUUCUGUCAUUAGAUAUCACCUGGCAAGUUUCUCCUAAUUAAGGAGAAGAAUCUUCUCAGGUUAGUAUUCCUGUUGAGUGUUUUCUACGUUUGGAGAUAAUGUGUGUAGUGGUCUGUGGUUAUAUGUUCUCACAUACCAAUAAGCCAGCUUUUCUGGAUCAAUUAUUCAACUAUUAUUAUUAGAGCUGUGAUCUGACCAAAGCUUAAGUUAAAAAAUAUUGAAGGAUCCAUUUGUGCUUUCUCCUUGUUAUCUGAACAUAUGACCUUCAUAUCACAGAAAACUUAAUGACCCUGAAUAGAAAUAAUACAUCAGUUUGAUUGCUUCAUUAGUUUAUUUUUCCUCACAUUGCAAUAACU
This is a messenger RNA of Acinonyx jubatus (cheetah), 3607 nucleotides long. Its product is annotated as protocadherin beta-7-like. Gene Ontology annotation, biological process: homophilic cell-cell adhesion. Bases 301 to 2688 code for a protein of 795 amino acids. NCBI's taxonomy places the organism in Eukaryota, Metazoa, Chordata, Mammalia, Carnivora, Felidae. Gene Ontology annotation, molecular function: calcium ion binding. Gene Ontology annotation, cellular component: plasma membrane. The transcript has a single exon. The record is from RefSeq and is a predicted model, not a curated record.